AUAUCAUCAUCAUGUCUGUCUGUCUACCUGUCUGUCUGUAGGAAGUGCCUCAGCAGUAGAGAUGGUGGCCCUGUUGGUCCAAACCGGACUGUUUGACUCGGCUCUGUCCGUCUGUCAAACCUUCAAACUGAACCUCACUUCAGUCUUCGAGGGUAUGACCUUCAAGUGCAUUAAGCUUCAGUUUGGGGGGGAGGAGUCUCAGAACGAAGCCUGGAGCUGGUUGGCUGCUAAUCAGCUGUCCUCUGUCGUCAACACCAAAGAGUCCAGUGCUACAGACGAGGCGUGGCAGCUGCUGUCCUCUUACCUGGACAGGUAUCCUUCUGCUAACGGACAGCAUCACCGCUGUGUCAUCAACAAGCUGCUGUCACACGGUGUCCCACUGCCUGAUUGGCUCAUCAAGUCCUACAAGCUGUGUUUCUUACAGAAAGUGGACGCUGCGUCUCUGCUGCGUCUCUACCUUAACUUUGAUCUCCUGGAGGCUGCAGCUGAGCUGGUGUUGGAGUACGUAGACGCUCUGCUGGGGAGAGGACACCAGUACUUUGGAAUCGAGAGACCUCUGUCGGCGACGUCGUCCUCCGUCUGGCUGCCGUACACGUCCAUCGAUCAGCUGCUGCAGACGCUGAACGAGACGCAGACCAACAGCAGCAUUUAUAAUAAAGUUCGAGACAAACUGGACAAUUAUCACAAACUGGUGGAGCAGACGACCAAACGGAGACUCGUCACUCGAUGAUUCUUCAGGUCACGUGACGACUUCGACCAAUCAGAGACUCUCAGCUGGAACCUGAUGUAAAUAAAUAGUGUCAAAUCAGCUGUUUGUUUAGUUUUUUAUAAUAGUCUCUUUUGUAUCGUCAUGUUUUUCCUUCAGAAUGUAAGUUGUGUUGAAAAUAAAGUGUCUUCUUGCA
Messenger RNA from Anarrhichthys ocellatus (wolf-eel), 902 nucleotides. Its product is annotated as nuclear pore complex protein Nup160-like. Lineage: Eukaryota; Metazoa; Chordata; Actinopteri; Perciformes; Anarhichadidae. Gene Ontology annotation, molecular function: structural constituent of nuclear pore. Gene Ontology annotation, cellular component: nuclear pore. The coding region runs from base 62 to 730 and encodes 222 amino acids. The transcript is spliced from 6 exons. The record is from RefSeq and is a predicted model, not a curated record.